Molecule: messenger RNA, 813 nt
Organism: Lotus japonicus
Lineage: Eukaryota; Viridiplantae; Streptophyta; Magnoliopsida; Fabales; Fabaceae
Product: peptidyl-prolyl cis-trans isomerase CYP18-2
Exons: 6
Coding region: 83-577 (164 amino acids)
Biological process (GO): protein peptidyl-prolyl isomerization; protein folding
Cellular component (GO): catalytic step 2 spliceosome
Molecular function (GO): peptidyl-prolyl cis-trans isomerase activity
Source: RefSeq, a predicted model, not a curated record
UUCGGCCCAAGUUAAAGUCGUUUGGCUUUUUAUUUCACUUCAUUGUUUGGUUUGGUGUCAGACUCAGAGACUCAGAGCAAAGAUGUGGGCGACGGCGGAAGGUGGUUCGCCGGAGGUUACUCUAGAAACUUCCAUGGGUUCCUUCACCGUUGAGCUGUACUACAAGCAUGCACCAAGAACUAGCAGGAACUUCAUUGAACUAUCUCGCAGAGGUUACUAUGACAAUGUUAAAUUCCACAGGAUCAUCAAGGAUUUCAUAGUGCAAGGUGGGGAUCCUACUGGAACAGGAAGGGGUGGAGAGUCAAUUUAUGGUGCAAAGUUUGAAGAUGAGAUCAGGCAAGAGUUGAAGCACACUGGAGCUGGUAUCUUAUCCAUGGCAAAUGCUGGCCCAAAUACUAAUGGCAGUCAGUUCUUUAUUACUCUGGCACCAUGCCCUUCUCUGGAUGGAAAACACACAAUAUUUGGAAGAGUUUGUCGGGGGAUGGAAAUAAUCAAGAGGCUUGGCAGUGUCCAAACAGAUAACAAUGAUAGACCCAUCCAUGAUGUGAAGAUACUACGGACAUCAGUCAAGGAUUGAGAUCAGCUGCAUGAUAUCUACGAUGUGGAGAAAAUGUAGUUUUAUUAUCAAUUCCUGACAGAGUUAUUACCGAAUGUCAAGGCUUAAUCAGGCUUCAUGGUUAAAGCAUAAGAACUGUAUUUUUCUGUACUAGUCACUGACACACUGAAGACAUUAAACCAUGUUCUUGACCUUAAUUUUUUUGGCAUUUUGGGACUAUAUUUCUUGCAAUGAAAGAAACUUGAAUCUGAUAUGUA